UACUACUGGGCUCCGAGCGGCCCUGCCCUCGGCACGCUGACGUCAGCGGCUGGGUGUGUUCCGAGGACGUGCAGAUCUCUACUGGAGAAGGGCGCCAUGCGGCUCUGUCAAAGUGGUGGCGAGUCAUGAGCGUUUCUAUCUCCUAAGACUGCCCAAGAUGCUGAAGUAUGGGAUCGAUUUGCCGAAAUCGAAUAUCUCGCUAAGGCACGGAGAGCUUAUCCGAGCAUGUGUGAUGAAACUGUUUGGUCGUGACGUGGUGGAGCUGUUUUUGCGUUUCGCAUGUCGUGGUGUUCCUGAUGGUGGAUCACUUCCAAACUUAGCAGAACGACGCGUGGAAAUUGCUUGACAUAAAUUCACGACGAGCGACCGGUCUGCAGCCAUGGCAACGCAAGGUGCCCUGGACCUGGACCGAGAACGUCAGUACUGCGAGCUCUGUGGGAAAGCUGAGAACUUGCUCAAGUGCGGCAGGUGCCUAAACUCCUUCUACUGUAGCAAAGACCACCAGAAACAGGACUGGAAAAAACACAGACUCGUUUGUCAGCUGGCCAAAAAAUCACAGAGCCCCCCACUGACCGGACCACAACAGACGUCUCCAGACGAAGCAGAGGGGCAGACUAACCGCGCGUUUAGCUCGUUUAGUUCAGAGAGCUCGGAUACCACUGACAACAAGCGAACCGGAGUCGGCAUACACGAUAAUAACGCAAAACCCAACGAACAGAACAAGUCCCUUCCGCGGAAGCUUGCCACGGAGUAUAUAGUUCCGUGCAUGAAUAAGCACGGCAUCUGUGUUGUGGACAACUUUCUCGGAGAGGAGACGGGGCUGUGCAUUCUAGAGGACGUAGUGGCUCUCCAUAAAGCCGAUAAAUUCACUGACGGGCAGCUGGUCAGUCCUAGAAGUGACUCUUCCAAAGACAUACGAGGAGACCAGAUAGCGUGGGUUGAAGGGAAGGAGACGGGCUGCGAAAAUAUCAGCUUUCUGUUGACCCGCGUGGACGACCUGAUAAGGCAAUGUAACGGCAACCUGGGGAAAUAUAGAAUUAAUGGAAGGACCAAAGCGAUGGCAGCGUGUUACCCUGGCAACGGAACAGGAUACGUUCGGCACGUGGACAAUCCCAACCGCGACGGGCGGUGCGUCACCUGCAUCUACUACCUCAACAAGAACUGGGACGCCAAGGAGCACGGCGGUCUUCUGCGGGUCUUUCCGGAAGGAAAAGCCCAGUUUGCUGAUAUCGAGCCCAAGUUCGACAGGCUGCUGCUCUUCUGGUCUGACCAACGCAACCCUCACGAAGUUCAGCCGUCCUACGCAACCAGGUAUGCCGUGACGGUGUGGUAUCUCGACGCAGAUGAAACAGCCAAGGCCACCUGCGAGUUACCCCCGCGAGUUUCACCCGUUAGUUACGCCUGUGUGUCUCGUUUGUUUUCUAUUACAUACAUCGUAGAAUACAACAGUUCAUCAAUUGUAUGUACCAGCACUCUAUACUAAAACAACUGUCCAAUGUUCCACUAUUUGUUUUGUUGAAAAAUUUAGGAGCACGCUAAUACAUCCCAUUAAGUAAAUAAUUUUUCCCCGUGAAAUUUUCAGGAGCAAAUGUUCCUAAAAAAGGGGAGCACUGUGUAGUCCUGCAUACUUAUUGUAUAUUCAUCCCCCUCAGGUCCGGGGAAAAAGACAAGAAACCCAGUGUGACUAAACCUUCAGAUCCCAACGACUGACUGUCUGAAACGGCUGGAGGAUCCUCAGGGCCAUCGGAUGAAUGGCGGGAAUAGUUUGUGGAAAAAGGAAAAGCGCUGACUGGGGAAUGGGGCUGUGCCACUGGACCUGGAAUGUUGUCCUGAGGGGGCUCGCCCUUCCGCCAGGAAGAAAGAUGGCCGCUCCCCCUGUGUGUGUCGGGACCUGGGGGAGACUCCUGUUCCUCUGUGUUUACGGCGGCCCUGCGUCCCGGGUUUCCUGCGCCAGGUUUUCCUGCGAGCUUCGUAGGUGGAGGAACGCAGCCGGGUGGCUCUGACUCUGACGCUCCAGGUGUUUGUGUUCCGGCAGGUGCUCGGAUUUAACUGGAGAAGCUUCUUCUUCUUCUUCUUCUUCUUCUUCUUCUCCCCCACUUCAAACUGUUGCUCGUUGCCAUGGCGCUUGGGUCUCCCUCCCACCCAAUUGCACUGCGCUGUCUGUGGUCCGCACUUUCUUACGCCGAAAUCAAAAUGGACACCCGAUUCUUGUCAAUCUACAUUUACAAUAAAAUUAUGGUUUUCCUAAACUGCGGAUCAAAUCUGCAGAGAGAUUCAUGUUUUAGUUGUUGGUGUUUUGCUGUGGUUGGUGUGGGGGUGGAGUCGGUUGGACUUGGUUUUGGGCGCAGUUUGGUGGGAGGGGGCAGUUUGAUGGAUGUGGAUUCAGGUCACAGGUGGAGCGGCAACAACAAAAAAAGACAGAAAGAUUUGUACAUUUUGAAAUAUUAUUAACUCUAACCAGUCCAGGAUGCUCUGGGAUUUGCAAGCAGAAAUUUAAUCACUUAUUUAAUUUUAUGACUUCGCCUUUCUCACGGGAGCGCUGAAACGUGUAUCACUGGCGGGAAAGGAUGUUUUGCUUGUUUAAAAAUGGGCUAAAUGUUUAAAAUACGUUUUGCAAUUUAAAUAUCAAAUAUUAAGUAUAAUAUUUAGACGCAUACAAAUUCCAGUUAUUAAAUUCACAGAGAAAAUUAUAUUUUUUAUUUUUUAUUUUUCUACACUACAAAAGUAAAAAUCUGCUCAUUUGAAGUGAUAUUGCAGUAACAGGAAAUACCACAAGAUGGCGGUGUUCCACGAUGUACUUUUAACCUUAAAGUAAUUGCAGCGCUUAUGUUCAAUUGAAAAUAGUCUUUGAAAUACUGGCCCUGUGUGGACGCUGAGAGCCAGCUUGGCCUGCAGGAUUGGGAUUUAAAGAUCGUCUCCGCGGUGUCUUUCUUACCUGGGACUGAUGCUGUAAAGUUCCACGGGGAUGUAAAAUCACUGAAUAAAAUGUUAGCUGGUU
Molecule: messenger RNA, 2998 nt
Organism: Conger conger (European conger)
Lineage: Eukaryota; Metazoa; Chordata; Actinopteri; Anguilliformes; Congridae
Product: egl nine homolog 1-like
Exons: 4
Coding region: 380-1483 (367 amino acids)
Biological process (GO): peptidyl-proline hydroxylation to 4-hydroxy-L-proline; cellular response to hypoxia
Cellular component (GO): nucleus; cytoplasm
Molecular function (GO): ferrous iron binding; peptidyl-proline 4-dioxygenase activity; L-ascorbic acid binding
Source: RefSeq, a predicted model, not a curated record